CACGGACGCAUUGUCACAAUGUUCGUGCUCCUACUGUGUGUUGUGCCCCUGGUGAGCGGGGACACGUACAACGUGGUACUGGGCACGCAGCAGCAUGUCAACCUGGUAGACAGGAGGUUCCUCAGUUUUACCGUCGACCCCAAAUACCUGUUUGAGAGCGAGAAGUAUAAGACCAAGGAAUGCCUCUGCAUGGCGACAUCUCUGGCGCCCGCGUACCUGCGCGUGGCGGGGCCCAGCACAGACCGUCUGCUGUGGAGGAACACCAGCAUUUCUCUUGAUGAUGAUGAUUAUGAUGAUGGAUCCCGUGUCCUCUCCGUGUCCAGUCGUCAAUACGAGCGUUUCGUGAAAUGGGCUCGCAGCACCGGGUUCCGGCUGGUGGUGGCAGUGGGUGGAGCCGGCUGGGAGAAGAUGGUGGGGAGAGCUGAUGUGUACUGGCAGUUGGGUUAUGAAUGCACGAACCAGUCCAUCGAGGAGUAUCUCAGUGACCUCGAAUCUCUGCGGAUGCUGGUGGAGUCUGCCGGGCGGGGGAGGGUGGUGGGGGGCGACAUCACGCCGUGUCUCCGAGCCAGGAGCGACUUCAAGGACUACGUGACGCUGGCCAAUGAUAGGAUGGACGCGAUUUUGUUGAAUAGCAAUUCCUCAUCCCGUGAGCUCGAACGCCUAUCCGAGCGAGACCGCAUCUCCCUCCUGCGUCUGCUCUCCCAAUCCUCGACCCCACUGUGGCUGACGGAGACGGACCAGGAGAGCAGCGGGCACCAGGCUCUCAGCGAGCUGUACAGAGCGGCCGACUGGAUGACCAGCCUCGGAUACUCAGCAAGGAACGGUUUCUCCGUGCACUAUAGGGAGUUGCUUGAGAAAGAGCUGUACGAACCAACUUUGAGUUUCUACAUGGCGCUACUCUUCAAGAACCUAGUCGGAGAGCGCGUGUUAAGCGUCGACGUGGACUCCCCUGCAGCCAUGUUUGCUCACUGCACCACCCUGCGUCACCAGCGAGUGGCGGGCGCGGUGACGUUGUACGCGGCUAACAUGAACGAGGAGGUGGCGCGGUUCUCCGUCAAGCUGGGGGACGUGGAGGAGGGGGGAGACGUGCUGCAGUUCAUCCUGGGACAUGAUUAUAAUGGGAACAUCGUGGUAAAUGGGCGUCCUAUGUACUACGAAGGAGAUAUUAAGCCAGUGGUCAGAAGAAUUCGUCCUUACAAGACGCUACUUCUUAAUCUACCUUCCAAUUCAUUCGGCUUCUGGGUUCUCGCCAACACAAAAGUAGAAGCUUGUCAAAACGUUAAUGAUGAUGAGGAAAAAUCACAGGAAGAUAUGGUGGUAGAAUUGGUUAAAAGAGCUGUAAAUUAUAAUACUACUGGCGUAGAAGAAACGCAGAAGACUAGUAAAGUAAAUGAAGGCAUAUUGGAAAAGUCACGACCAAAAUCAAGGAUUGAUGAAAAACAUAAUAAUUUAAAAGUAGCAAAAAACGUUAAGCGCGAUAAAACUUUUAAAGUAAAAAGAGUUCGCCGUGAUAUUUUCAAUAGAGAAUCUAGGUUUCACGAUAGAGAAUCAAUAUUUGAUAACCUAUUAUCAAAAGUGAAUAUACCAUUGGGUUACAGUGGAGAUAUAAUGGAGAGGAUAAAUCAAAUAAAAGAAGAUAAUCUUGAGAGACUAAGGCAGAAAAAAGAAGAGCUAUCGUCAUUAGUAAAACGCCACUCUAGAAGAUUGUUAAAACGGCGACCUAAAAUGGAUAUAAAUGAUUAUUAUCGCCCGAAAAGAAGACAAGAUUCUUACAGACAGAAAAGUAAAUCCAGAAAAAGUAAAAGCAGCAAUCGAAGUGAAAAAAUAAAUGAAGACGUUCCAAACAUUGAAGUAUCUAGCGAACAUAACAGAAAAAAAAGAAGCAUUUUAAAUAAAAAAGAAGAAACAGCAGAAAAUGACAAAGAUACAUCUGAAAAUAAAAUAGAUAAAUCCAGCGAGUUACAUCACAUAGAUAAAAUAAUACACAGAGUGAAGAAAAUAGGAGAAAUGCCAGUUAAAAUAGUAGCAGGAACUGAAAAUUAUGAUUAUUACGACGAAGUAUUGGAUGGUUUGACUCUAAACACUAAAAUGUCAGAUGACAGUGCUAUGGUUAGAAUAGAAGAUGAAUCACAUUCUGGAUUAUUGAAGAAUACUCUGCAGGAUAUAAUGGGACUAUUGAGAGAUUUAAACCAGCAGAUUAACAGGUUUUGGAGUGCUAUAACUGUACUAAACUGAAGAAUGUUAGGUAGCUAUAUAUUAUAGUUAAGUGUAAAUUGUGUAAAUAAAUAGUUAGUAAUUUUA
Aricia agestis (brown argus) is the source of this 2301-nucleotide messenger RNA. RefSeq lists its product as uncharacterized. NCBI's taxonomy places the organism in Eukaryota, Metazoa, Arthropoda, Insecta, Lepidoptera, Lycaenidae. Gene Ontology annotation, cellular component: extracellular matrix. The transcript is spliced from 7 exons. The record is from RefSeq and is a predicted model, not a curated record. The coding region runs from base 19 to 2235 and encodes 738 amino acids.